AUGGCAAAGGUUUCCAGCAAGAAGACUUCGGCCAAGAAGACCGAGUCUUCCAAGACCACUAAGUCCGUUCCCCCUCAGCUGAUCGCCUCAGUCGCGGCUUUCUUGUCGGACAAUUUCCCCCAGACUAGCACCGCCUUCACCAAGGAAGUGACAAAGUCGGGCAAGAAGAGCGAUGCGAAAAAUGCUCCUUCUCUUUUGGAACUCUUCCAAGCCUCCGAGCAGGGAUCCAGCGUGAAGAAGUCUGCCAGCCCCAGCCCUUCUUCCAGCUCAAGCAGCAGCUCCGAUAGCGACUCGGAUGUUGAGAUGGGCGAGGCCACUCGCUCGUCCUCUUCGUCCUCGUCUUCUUCCAGCUCCGACAGCGAUGCGGAUGAUGAGGAUGAUGACAAGUCUCCUGCGGCUCCCGCUCCCGCCACCGCCGCCCCGGCUCAGAAGUCUGCCGGUGUGAAGCGCAAGGCCGAGUCUAGCAGCGAGUCUAGCAGCUCUUCCGACUCUGACUCGUCCUCUUCGUCCGAAGAUGACAGCCCUAAGGCCAAGAAGGCCAAGACCUCUCCCACCCCCAAAGAGGCUUCCUCUUCGUCCUCAUCCGACUCUUCAUCUUCGUCCUCGGAUUCUUCCAGCUCUGACUCUGAUUCCUCGUCGAGCUCUUCAUCUGAUUCCUCCUCCGAUUCCUCGUCUGACUCUUCUUCCGACUCCUCUUCUGACUCUUCCUCUUCCUCCGACUCUUCUUCCGAGUCCGAGUCCGAGUCUGAGAAGGAAUCCAAGAAGGCCCUGAAGAAGGCAAAGAAGACUCCUCUCCCCGAGUCCGACUCUUCUUCUGACUCUGAAGCUUCCUCAUCCGGCAGCAACACCCUUCCCGCUUCCCCGGAGACCGAGACCAAGCCCGCCACGAAGGCCGUGGAGGCCGUGGAGGCCGUGCAGACUACCUCCUCGAGCGCCAGCCCCGCUCCUGGCAACGGACCUGCUAAGAAGAAGCACACCGGAGCUCGCCCCACCCCUCUGGCCCUCCUGAGCGAAUUGCCCCAUGACCACCCCUCGAAUGACUACAUGUCGUACGCCUACGCCGAUCGCGCCUGGAAGGACCUGUCUGUGACCCGCGGCAAAGGAUUCACUAAGGAAAAGAACAAGAAGAAGCGUGGCUCCUACCGCGGCGGUCCCAUCGACAUUGCCCCCGGCACGACCUCUUUCAAGUUCGAGGACUAA
Penicillium samsonianum is the source of this 1200-nucleotide messenger RNA. RefSeq names its product nucleolar and coiled-body phosphoprotein 1 family protein. The transcript has 2 exons. The record is from RefSeq and is a predicted model, not a curated record. The coding region runs from base 1 to 1200 and encodes 399 amino acids. NCBI's taxonomy places the organism in Eukaryota, Fungi, Ascomycota, Eurotiomycetes, Eurotiales, Aspergillaceae.